Messenger RNA from Seriola dumerili (greater amberjack), 2812 nucleotides. It is a transcript of the gene rbm4.1, whose product is annotated as RNA-binding protein 4.1-like. Bases 91 to 1356 code for a protein of 421 amino acids. The record is from RefSeq and is a predicted model, not a curated record. Gene Ontology annotation, cellular component: nuclear speck. Gene Ontology annotation, biological process: mRNA splicing, via spliceosome. The transcript has 3 exons. Lineage: Eukaryota; Metazoa; Chordata; Actinopteri; Carangiformes; Carangidae. Gene Ontology annotation, molecular function: mRNA binding; zinc ion binding.
AACGUCAGUCGAUAAAGCAGCGGUCGCCAUUUCACUCUCCGAGGAUCGAGACUCAGACUGCAGCUGCAAAAGUGACGUGGCAGCUCCACAAUGGUGAAAAUAUUCAUCGGGAACUUGUCACCAGACACUACAUCGGAUGAACUUCGCUCUCUCUUCUCCCAGUAUGGCAAGAUUGCAGAAUGUACUAUUGUCAAGAACUUCGGCUUUGUGCACAUGGAUGACAAAGCGGAGGCAGAAGAAGCCAUCUGCAACCUCCACCAUUAUGAGCUUAAUGGCCAGCCCAUGAAUGUAGAAUUGAGCCGUGGCAAGUCGAGAGGAUCUACUAAACUACAUGUUGGCAACAUUGCCUGCACCAACCAGGAGCUGAGGGCUAAGUUUGAAGAGUUUGGCACUGUGUUGGAGUGUGACAUAGUAAAAAACUAUGCUUUUGUUCACAUGGAGCGAAUGGAGGAUGCCAUGGAGGCCAUUAAUCAGUUAGACAACACAGCUUUUAAAGGCAAACUGAUGAGCGUGAAGCUUUCGACUAGCCGCCUGCGUACUGCGCCGGGAAUGGGAGACAGAUCAGGUUGUUAUCGUUGCGGGCAGGAAGGCCACUGGUCCAAAGAAUGCCCUCUAGACCAAAAUGGCUACCACAGAAACGGCUCAGAGCCAAAGUCUGAUGGAUACGAUGCCUCGAGAUUUGGCGGGCGUGGUCGCAGCAGGGGUUAUCAUCCGGACUUCAGUGGCGAUCCAGAUUAUGGUGGCGGCUAUGCUCCUGUACAUGUUUUUUCCCGGGGUUCUGGUCACAGCAGCGGCAUGGCAGGGUACAGAAGGGGUGCAGGCUACGAAAGUGCAAUGAGAUACGGGCCACACCCAGGUUAUGGCAUAAGCGCCGUUGCUGAACAUAGCAUGGCUCGGAUGUACGGCAGCGAGGCGGCAUACAGGAGCAACGGUUCUCUCUAUGGCGCGGUACCAGCCUACCCGAUGCGACGGUCGCCUUACGAGGAAAGGGAUCCGUACGGGGUCGUGGACUACUACGAGAAGUACAGGGCCAAUUCUUACGGAGGCAGUUAUUUUGAGGAACGCCGCGCUGUCCCAUUGCCUGCUUCAUCAACAUCCUCCUCCACAGCUAUAAUAAGGGAACGUCUUCCCCCCUCUAGCCUUGACCCAUACGAGUGCCCUCCCCUCCCUCCUCCACCAGCCCCAGUCUCCUCAUACUAUGCACGUGACCGGAGUCCGAUUCGGAGACUACCUGCCGAGGCAGAUGGAUAUGCAUAUGAGCGUUCGCGCCUUUCCCCGGUGCCCACCCUCCCAAGAAGUUCUACCUAUGACCAUCCGCGGGAUCCCGGUGCUGAGCGGGCACGAUAUACAUACUGAUCCUUGUCCCAUACAGUCAGGGGAGAGCUGACUGACAUUUAGUGGAUAGGAUAGCCUAAGUGCCAUUGGAACGUUUAAACAGUAUAUCUCAUUGGUAAUAUCAGGGGCAAAAGUCAGCCCUCUGUUAUGUGAGAUGUGGGUAGUAAGGGUAAGGUUACUAUAAAGCUUUGCCAUCAUAAUAGCCAAUGACUAGAUUUCAGUGUGAAUGGUUGAAUGCAUUCACAUUAUGCUGUGAUCUCAUUCCAGCUUAUACUACAAAAUGCAGUACAACUAAUGCUCAGCUGAUAACCUUUCAUUGUCCUUUUUACAUGUUGUGGUAUUGGUGUAGUUCUAAGAUGGCUUAGUCAGUGUGGUAGCGCCAGGGUUUCCGCCAGUGGAUUUUAAGCCCAGUGGCCCGCCAGGCCAAAGUUGACCCCCUGCCAUGCCUAAAUAUCAGGGAUUUUGGGGUGGCUCGGUUGGAAACCUAGAUAUUAUGGUGAGAGAGCUCACCAGCAUUUUUUGGUUAAAAUGAUUCAUUGAACCCCUCCCCCUGGUCUCAGGUAGAUGAAGUUCAGCCAGUGAGCACCCCGUCCUCGUAAUCGCUGUUACAACAAGAACAGGCACAGUUAUAAUGGACAUCAGGCGGAACAAAUCCUGGUGGGCCGCCGCAUCGGUCCAAGAAAUCCAUAAACGUUUUAUCCUAUCUGCAUGCUAGUCAUUGAGAACCUGCUGUAUGCACGCGUGCUCCGGGAUUGGGCUCACUUGACUGACCUGAGUACAACCCUCCCACCCCACCUACAGGUCCCUGUAGAAGGGCCUAACAAUUCCCCUGGCGGAAAUCCUGAGUGCAGAUACUGGGUUUAUUCUACAACCUGGUUGACAUCCAUUCACGAUACUGUGAGAACAAAAGGUUUGCCCCUCUUAAAGUAGCUAUAUGUUCAUACACUAUUUAGACUCAGUUCAUAGAAACAAUUAAAAUAGUGCAUGGUGCAUGUUUUAAAGGUGAGUCCUAUGAUUAUGUUAAGUAAACUUUAAUGAAUUCUUUCAAGCAGCAUCUAAUGUAUCAUUGUAUGUAUUUUAGUGUAUUUGUGUUAAUGUAAGUUUACAUCAUUAUUAGAUAUGUGAAGCGACGGCAAAACAAAUCUGAAUACUGUAUCACCUACAUUAACGUGUGGACUUAAAUGUCACACCUGUACCAAAUAUAGACUGCACAGAAUAAAAGAUGGUUAUACUUUUGUAUUUGCGUUAUAUGAACCCUUUUGUGAAAUUAUGCUUCAAAGCUUUUUAUCAAGCUGCAUUCAUGUUUUUAUUUUUAUUAUUAUUCAUUAGGCACAUUACUUGUAUUAAAUUUAUUUUCAUGGCUGUGAUAAAUAUGUGGCUUCACAUCUUGACUUGUAGUUUCCUAAGAAAAUGACCUCAAUUGCUGUCUGUCUUUAUUUCUAACUCUUAGGUUAAAAUAAAAUUCUGUCUAAAAUCA